AUGUUAACAACAGAACAUUCCAAAAAUGACUUGGCCGGGGGAGAAAUCCUUCGGUAUGUUUCGAAUGGCGCCCGAGGCGCUGGAGUGGUUGACGCAGUCGCUCAAGCUUCUUUUAAUGAAAAAAAGUGGGUUUGGGUGGAGGAUAAGAAUGCGGGUUAUAUCGCCGGUCACAUAACAAAAGACAUGGGGGAACAGGUGGAGGUUCAAUUGGAUGAUAAUUCGACCCGUGUAAUUAAUCUGAGCGAAACGGAAAAGAUGAAUCCGCCUAAAUUUGAUAGAGUGGAAGACAUGGCAGAGUUGACACACUUGAAUGAAGCAUCAGUAAUCCAUAAUCUUCGAUUACGAUAUCUAUCUAAUCUAAUAUAUACAUAUUCUGGACUUUUCUUGGUCGCAGUCAAUCCUUACCAGAAAAUUCCGAUUUAUACGGAUGAGAUUAUUCGAUCUUACAAGAGUCGGCGACGGCAUGAAAUGCCUCCCCACAUCUACGCUAUUGCAGACGCGGCCUAUCGUAACAUACUGCUAGAACGUGAAAAUCAGUCCAUACUAAUCACUGGAGAAUCCGGGGCUGGGAAAACUGAAAAUACAAAAAAGGUGAUCCAAUAUAUAGCAGCGAUUGCUAGUGACAGCUCUGACACAAAGAAGUUGGGUAAACUCGAGCAACAAAUUCUCCAAGCAAAUCCUAUACUGGAGGCAUUCGGCAAUGCACAAACCAUUCGUAAUAAUAACUCUUCUCGUUUCGGCCAGAUCGCGGGAGCAAACAUCGAAAGAUAUUUGCUGGAAAAAUCACGUGUCACCUAUCAAACUCAUAAUGAACGUAACUUUCACAUAUUUUAUCAGCUCCUGAAAGGUGCUUAUCCUCAAAUCAGAAGUAAAUUACUUUUGGAUGGACAAGUAAGCGAUUACAGAUUUACUAAACACUCAAGGGAAGAUAUCGAUGGCGUGGAUGAUGCAGUAGAAUUUCAGGGACUUGUGGAUGCCAUGAACAUAGUGGGUAUUUCGCAAGAAGAGCAAAUGAACUUUUUCCGCAUAAUUGCUAUCGUGCUGCACCUUGGAAAUAUCAAUGUUACCUCGAGUAGAGAUGAUCAAGCACAGAUUUUGGAAACUUCGGUUGUCGAAAAAGUUUGUCACCUACUGGCAAUACCGGUGGCCGAUUUUAUCAAGGGUCUUCUAAAACCCCAGGUUAAAGCUGGUCGAGAAUGGGUCACCCAAGCUCGUACCAGGGAACAAGUUUUAUAUUCGAUUGAAGCUCUCGCGAAAUCAUUGUAUGAACGAAGCUUUGGUGCACUGGUAGAUAGGAUCAAUAAGGCUGUUGAUAGACCUUCGAGCAAAUCAAAUUUCAUUGGUGUGCUUGAUAUUGCAGGAUUUGAAAUUUUCGAGACAAAUAGUUUCGAACAACUAUGUAUCAAUUAUACAAACGAAAAGCUUCAACAAUUCUUUAAUCACCACAUGUUCGUUUUGGAACAAGAGGAGUACAGACGAGAAAAUAUCGAGUGGAAAUUUAUUGAUUUUGGAUUGGACUUACAACCGACAAUUGAUCUGAUCGAUAAGGCUAAUCCUGUGGGUAUUCUCUCUUGUCUCGACGAAGAAUGCGUGAUGCCAAAGGCCACUGAUAAGACAUUUGUUGAGAAACUGCACAGUCUCUGGAAAGAUAAAACAUCCAAGUAUCAAGUUCCUCGUUUUAACCAAGGAUUCAUUCUGCAACAUUAUGCUGCAAAAGUGGAAUACAGAACUGAGGGAUGGCUUAAUAAGAACAAAGACCCUCUUAACGAGAAUGUUACCCAUCUUUUAGCCUAUUCCUCGGAAGCAUACAUUUCCUCCCUGUUCUCUGACUAUCUUGGCGACCUUGUUGAUAAUGGCAAAAAGAAUCGCGUUAAGCGCGGAGCGUUCAGGACAGUCGGCCGUCGUCAUAAGGAACAGUUACACUCUUUGAUGCAGAAGCUUUAUUCCACACAUCCUCAUUUCGUGAGAUGCAUCGUGCCUAACAAUGAAAAGAAGCCAGGUAAAAUACAGGUGCCUUUGGUCCUUGAUCAACUACGAUGUAAUGGUGUGCUUGAAGGAAUUCGCAUUUGCCGUGCCGGUUUCCCAAAUCGAUUGGGAUUUAUUGAAUUUCGCCAACGCUACGAGAUUUUGAGUCCCGGAAUCAUCCCUGCAGGUUUUAUGGAUGGUCGAGAAGCUGCACAAAAGCUGUUGGAAGCUUUUAAUUUGGAGAGUACUCAAUAUCGCAUUGGGCUAAGCAAGAUAUUUUUCCGUGCUGGCGUGUUGGCAGAAUUAGAAGAGGAGCGCGAUGCCAAACUCUCGCAGGUAUUCUCCAAGUUCCAAGCAUGUUGUCGAGGCUGGCUUGGACGAAAACAUUACAAGAAACUUGAAGGAAAACUUCAGGCUGUACGCGUCAUUCAGAGGAACAUUCGAUUUUACAAUAACCUUCGCGCGGAUCCUUGGUGGAAACUCUUUUCCAAAGUUAGGCCAAUGUUAACCAGCGUUCGUUUCGAGGAGCAAUUGAGGAUUAGAGACAAUCGCAUACGCGAGCUCGAAGAAAAACUUCAGAAAGAGACCGAGGAACGGCUGAACUUCGAGUCAGCAAACGCUAAGCUUGAGGUUGAGAAAACUACUCUCGUGGAGUUGUUGCAAAACGAACGUUCCCUUACGCUCGAUAAAGAAGAAGUAUUGAAGCAGACGCGACAAAGAGAAAUGGACCUCGAAGAGGAAGUCAGGGAUUUACUUGAAGAAAUCGAUGAGCUUGAAGGUCAAUGCGAGCAACUAUUGAGAUCAAAGAAAGCUCUUGAAAUUCAAAUGCAAGAACUUGGUCUUUUGAACGCCCCCGCUCAACUGUUGGCACAAAAGGAAAUUGAGGAUCGACAAAAGGACAUUAUUCAACUGGAACGUGCUAACAAGUUACUUCAGGCUGAACUCGGGGAAAUCAGAAGUAGAUUUGACGACGAAAUACAAGAAAAACAAAAAGAAGCAGCGAGUUGUCGUAAAGUAGCGGCCGAAUUACGAGAUUAUCAACUUAAAUACGAAGCGGAAACAAUCAAAUCUGCUGAACUGGCGGAAUCACUGGACGCUUACAAGGCUAAACUAGACAUGAUCUCAAUUAAGCAUGAUGCAGCGGAACUUUCCAGGCUCAAGGCCGAAAAAUCUGAAGGAUUAUUGAAGCUUCAGGUUACAGAACUAGAGCAGUCAUUAGUGGAGAUUUCCAAUGACAAAAAGAUUGCUCAAGACAAAGCCAGAUAUCUUGAGGAACAAUUGGUUGAAUUAGAUGCGAAAAUGGAAGAUGAUGCAGUUGAAAUUGCUGACUUUGCUUCUCUCCGUUCACGUCUGCAAGACGAAUUUGAUGAGGAACGCGAAAGAUACAGGAAAGACAUUGAGGAAAUUCAAUUUUCUCUCGAUCAGACGAGAAAGAAGUAUCAACUAGAAUUGGUUAAGCUUACCGAUGAAAUUGAAAUGGAAAGAGCCAACAUUGUACGCUUGAGGGAGGAGAACAAAUCAUUGCGAACGGAGAAUGAAGAAAUUUUGGCUAAGUCUGAAGGUCAUCAUAACUUGAAUUUGUGGAAACGAGAGAAGGAGAGAUAUGAAAGUCAAAUCACUGAAUUAACUCAACUAUACGGCGACGCCUUGGCUUCUCAUGACGAACUUCAGUCUCGAGUUAGUUCCUUGUUGUCUGAAAUGCGUAAUCUGAGAACAACACUGGAAGAAUGCGAGUCACAGAAGAUGCUUCUCGAAAAAUUAAAACGAAAUCUCGAAGAACGUCUGGAAGAGAUUGGAGAGCAAUAUAAUGAUGCCAGUAAAAAUAAGAAUGCUGCCGAAAGAAGCGUUAAUGCAUUGGACAAAGAAGUUGUAGAACUUCGACAGCUUGUCGAAGAGCAACAGGCGAGUGCUUCUAUAAUGGCUGAAAAAUUGCGUAAAGCCGAAUUAAUGGCUUUAGAUGCUCAGACUGAAUUGGCAAAAGAACGCGAGGAAAAUCAAGAUUUAGUAAAAUCAAAAAUCGUACUAGAAAAGCAGAUCAACGAAUUGAAUGUCCGAAUUGUUGAUCUGGAAGCUAAAUUAAUGACCUCCCCACGUGGUGUGAAACGUCUGGAAUCUCGUCUCGAAGAAUUAACGGUGCAACUCGAUAAUGAAACCCGUGAAAAGAAUGAAACCUUGAGAGUUUCACGAAAAAACGAUCGAACGAUUCGAGAGCUACAAUACCAGCUUGCGGAACGAGAUAAGGCCAAGACACGUUAUGAAUCAGAAAUUAGCAGAUAUGAGCAAAAGGUUGCAAAAAUGCGAGAAGCUAUUGAAGAGCUACAAAAUUCCGAAAAUGCGUUGCAACUAAGCAAAAGGCGUGCAGAGCGUGAAACUAUUGAGGCGAGAGAACGUUCGUUAAGACUUGAGAAAGAUAUUGAAAAGAUGAAAUCAAGGCUUGAUAGAAGUAAUUCUGUCGCGUCCGUAUAUUCAUCGGCUUCAUCAAACUAUUCCAAUUAA
Acaulospora morrowiae is the source of this 4461-nucleotide messenger RNA. The record is from the annotation of a GenBank genome assembly. Lineage: Eukaryota; Fungi; Glomeromycota; Glomeromycetes; Diversisporales; Acaulosporaceae.